This is a messenger RNA of Drosophila persimilis, 3113 nucleotides long. RefSeq names its product transmembrane and TPR repeat-containing protein CG31690 (gene Tmtc1). NCBI's taxonomy places the organism in Eukaryota, Metazoa, Arthropoda, Insecta, Diptera, Drosophilidae. Gene Ontology annotation, biological process: protein O-linked glycosylation via mannose. The transcript has 8 exons. Gene Ontology annotation, cellular component: endoplasmic reticulum membrane. The record is from RefSeq and is a predicted model, not a curated record. Gene Ontology annotation, molecular function: mannosyltransferase activity; protein binding. The coding region runs from base 515 to 2986 and encodes 823 amino acids.
GUUGUUCGAAUCGCGUGGUUGAUGGUCGAUGGUGAAUUCGUCCGGCUUCGGUUUUCGCCGGGUCCGCUGAAGCUACGAAUGUACGAGUCUGAAGCACGUGUGAGAAUAGUCGAACCUCAUGUCAGCCCAGAUUGCAAGAGACUAGGCAAAUACUCGUCAGUGCAACAUAAAUUAAAUCGAUUUGAGUCCGCACGAGAUUCAAAACUAAACCAAAGUCAAAAUAUUACAAUAAUUGCCGUACUGCCCGGCCCCCCACCCCCCACACACACACGCACAACCCGCAGGGACGAUUGUGUUUGUUUGUGUGCGCUCUGGCGACAUCUGUUUGCGGGAGUGUGUGUAUGAAUCCAAUUUCCGCCGUACCCGGCUUUCAGCAGCGUUUAUCCGCCGUGCCGUGGCGGCCCCGAUUUUAAUUGCGCCGCCAUCCCCAUCGGAAUUCUUCCUUGAAGUUCAGGGCCGGAACGGGAAGGCCCACUGCCUGCAAACGGAAAAUAAAUCAGUGAAUGGCUAAAGCAUGGCGGGCCAGGACUUUGCAGGACUCGCUGGCUGCUCCGCAUUGGCUUUUGUUUUGUACCUAAACACAUUCAACGCUGGAUUUGUCUACGAUGACAGGCGUGCCAUCUUGGCCAACGGAGACGUGACAGGAGCGCGAACAUUGGCGGGGAUUUGGAAGAACGAUUAUUGGGGCACUCCGCUGGCGGACAGCGGCUCCCACGGCUCCUGGCGCCCGUUGUGCGUGCUGAGCUUCCGUCUGAACUUCCUGGCGGGUGGCCUGGCGGCCACUGGCUACCACGUGAUCAACGUGCUGCUCCACUGCCUGGCAACAUGGCUGCUGGUGCUGGUGGGGCGUACCCUGCUCCCCACCCGGGCCGGAGUCCUGGCCGCUGGCGCACUCUUCGCCGCCCAUCCCGCGCACACGGAGGCUGUGGCCGGCCUGGUCGGGCGUGCCGAUCUGGCGGCCUGUGUCUGCUAUCUGCUCACGUACCUGACCUAUCAGCGGCACAUGCGGAGCCGGGAGUGGAGCUCCCUGGCCCUCACCCUCCUGCUCGCUCUGGCCGCGCUGCUCUGCAAGGAGACGGCCAUCACGGCCGUCCUGCUCUGCGGACUCUGCGACGUGCUACGGGGCCUGGAACAGUCCGAUAAGUAUCGCCUUCGUUCGCUGUGCAUUCUGAGCGUCUUCCUGUUCUGCGCCCUGUACUGCCGCCUGAGCCUGCUGCCCCGCCCUGCCACGCCUUUUGCGGCCGCAGACAACCCGACGGCCCACGAGGCGUGCUGGUGGACGCGGACUCUGACAUUCCUGUACCUGCCAGCGGCGAACUUCCGGCUGCUGCUGUGGCCGCAGGUCCUCAGCUUCGACUGGGGCAUGGAGGCCGUGCCGCGCAUCAGGACGCUGUGGGAGGCGCGGAACCUGCUAAGCGCCGGGUUUUACGGAUCUCUGCUGGCCGUGGCCUGGCGGGGCGCCCGUUUGCGCUCGUGCUCCCCCGUGGACUAUGCGGCUGUGGCAAGCAUUUCGCUGCCGCUGCUGCGGCGCAUUGGAAGCAACAGCUGCCACACCUGGCUGGGCCUGGCCUGCAACUGCCACCAUCAACUGAAGGAGGAGCCCCGAUCCGUGGAACGUCAGCACUCGACUGGAGGCACUGCAUCCAGCGGCUCCUCGUCGUCGGUUCCCCUGAUGGGUGUUGCCUUCCUGGUGCUGCCGUUCCUGCCCGCCAGCAAUUUGCUCUUCCACGUGGGAUUCGUGCUGGCCGAGCGCGUUCUGUACCUUCCGAGCGUGGGCUACUGCCUCCUCUUCGGCUACGGCUUCGGCAAGCUCUGGCAGCGCUCCAAGGGCUCCAGGAUGCUGCUCCUCUGCUGCCUGGGCGUGCUGCUGGGCGCCUUCAGCCUCCGCACCGUGCGCCGCAACCUCGACUGGCGGGACGAGGAGCAGCUCUACCGCAGCGCCAUUCCCGUGAAUCCGCCCAAGGCUCUGGCCAAUCUGGGCAGCGUCCUGAGUGCCCACGGACGCUACGAGGAGGCGAAAGUGGCUCUGACGGCGGCCAUCGCACACCGGCCCCACAUGGCGGAUGCGCACUUUAAUCUGGGCGUGGUGCAUCAGAAGCAGCUGAACUUCAGUUCCGCUGUCUCCAGCUACCGGCGGGCCAUCGGCCUGCGUCCCCAGCUGGCCGUGGCAUUCCUGAACCUGGGCACAUCCCUGCUGUCCCUGGACAGCCAGCACGGGGAAGCCGACUCAGUAUUCCGGUCUGGAGCGCGUCUGCAGGGGCAUGGAGUACGAGAUCGCGUGGCCCACGAGGAGGCGCGCUAUGCCUGCUACCUGCAACUGGGCUCCCUGUACCGCUCUAGGAACAGGCUGCAAGAGGCAGCGGCCGUGCUGACAGAAGCCUUGGAAGCCCUCUUCCGGCCACGACAGGAGCAACGAGCUACGCUGCACUUUCGCUUGGGCGAGAUCUAUGCGGAGAUGCAGCAGUGGGAGGAGGCGGAGCGGCAGCAGCGAUUGGCCAUGCAGCUGCAGCCCCAGCACGGAGCUGCCUAUGUGACCUUUGGCCAGACACUGGCCAGGAAUAGCAGUCGCCAUGCUGAGGCGGAGCUCUGGUUCAAGCGGGCCCUCCAGACAGCCCCCCUGGAGCCCAGCUCCCACCAUUACUAUGCUGAUUUCCUGGAGCAGCAAGAUCGCUACCAGGAGGCACUCGGCCUCCGCCUGAGGGCCGCCGCCUUGGCGCCCAAGGACUACGCCCUGCACUCGGCCGUGGCAGAUGCCCUGCGUCUGCUGAACCGCCUGGUCGAGGCGGAGCUGUGGUAUCGCAAGGCGGUGGCCCUCCAGCCGCUGGCGGCCCACGCCCACGCCAACCUGGGCGCCAUUCUGCAGAUGCGGGGCAUCAGGCAGGAGGCCGUCGAUAGCUACCGCAGGGCCCUGCAACUGCAGCCAGGACACGCCACCAGUCGGGCCAAUCUGGCGCGUAUGAAGGCGGCCCUGGACACCAACACGUAGCAGAGGCAGAGCUUUACUUGGUGGGACUGAGGGCAAAUAAAUGUAGAUAGCAAUUGAAGGAACUGAACUCGAGAUUAAUUGAGGGACAGCUGGAAGUCCCAUAUAUUUUUGAAAUAAAGAAAUAUUC